Messenger RNA from Daphnia magna, 1797 nucleotides. RefSeq lists its product as uncharacterized. Lineage: Eukaryota; Metazoa; Arthropoda; Branchiopoda; Diplostraca; Daphniidae. Bases 1 to 1797 code for a protein of 598 amino acids. Gene Ontology annotation, biological process: DNA integration. The transcript has a single exon. Gene Ontology annotation, molecular function: nucleic acid binding. The record is from RefSeq and is a predicted model, not a curated record.
AUGCGACUACAGCUGCAGGUUUACAGUUAUCAACUUCUCUACAAGCCCGGGAAGGAACUCUAUCUGGCAGAUACGCUCAGCAGAGCGCCAGACACUCAGGAAUACGCGACAGAUCAGUCACAAAAAAAUGAAGAAUUUGUACAUGCAAUGCUCAUCUACGUCAUCUUAGGAGAAACGGCUAAAGAAAAAUAUGCUAAGGCUACUCAUAGUGAUGCUACGUUGCAGCUUGUCAUCGGAUUAGUGGAAGUGGGGUGGCCAAAUCACAAACGAGAUUGCCCGGUGCCGGCUAAGCCGUUUUGGUCGGAAAGGGCCAGUUUAUCAACAGCUGGUGGUUUGCUACUGCGAGGACAUCAGGUGGUGGUUCCCGUCUCACUGCAGUCGGAAAUAUUGAAGCAGUUUCAUGAUGGCCACUUCGGAGAGUCUAAAUGUCUCGAAAGAGCCAAAUCAGUUGCUUACUGGCCAGGAUAUGUCGAAGAAAUACGCAACCUUGUAGCCGGAUGCCGUAUAUGUCAAGAGCGGCGUCACCAAAAUCCACAUCAGCAGUAUUACCCAGUGGAAGUUCCGGAUCACCCCUUUCAGCGUGUGGCGACGGAUUUCUUCCACUUACGUGGUAAAGGCUACUUGUUAACCGUUGACUACUACAGUAAGUGGCCCUGUGUCGUCGAGAUGACCUCAACAACAAGUGCAGCCACAAUCAAAGAAUUAGAUAAAAUAUUCUCUGAUUUUGGAGUGCCGGAAGUACUUGUGUCGGAUAAUGGCCCGCAAUUUGGCAGCGCUGACUUCCGAGCGUUUGCUUGUCAUCUCGCCAUAUCUCACGUCACAUCAAGUCCAUUUUAUCCAGAGUCAAAUGGUCAGGCGGAGAGAUCAAUACAAACUGUAAAAGCGGCGUUUGUUAAGUCCAUGGAGGAUGGUCGCACGCUCCAGGAUACACUCCGUGCAAUUCGUUCAACUCCCAUUGGCAAUGGUUUGCCCUCACCGUCAGUGUUGUUGCAGUCGCGAAAUCUACGAGGAAGUUUACCGUUCCUGUCGGAGGCAUUACGUCAUCAAAACGUGUCAUCGGGAGCUAUAGCAGCGGCAUUAAAGCGUCGCCAAAUGACAGCAGCCUUUCAUCAAAAAGCAGCCCGUUCGUCUCGCUACUCCAUUCUAACACUCGGUCAGCCAGUCAGAGUUCGUGUAGGAAAAAAGUGGGUACGCGGAAACGUCAAGCUAGUGUGCCAACAACCAGACUCAUAUGUCAUCACAACUCUCGAUGGCCGAGAGCUCAGAAGAAACCGAAGAGCAAUUAAUUGCUGCAAGGGAGAACCUGUCGUUCAUCCAGCAAAGGCCACAGCUCAAAAACAGUCAGCAGUUCCCCCUAAAUCGUCCUUGGAGCAGCAGCAGCCCAGUCUUGUCUACACACCUUGUUCCAGGCAACAGUCGGUGUUUUCGUUUCCGGCCCUGUCCUUGCCACGGUCGGUUAUUUCGUCGCAGCCGCCGUCUGUACUUCAGCCGCCAGCUCUGCAGCCGAUUCCAUCAGUUGUGGUGUUGCCCCUCCCUCCAAAUCCUGUUCGUGUCGCUCGUCAAGUUGUUCGCAAGCCACGGACGGUCAAAGUCUGGCCAUCGAGUUCCCGGAGUAGUUCCAGUUUGGCAGCGCAACGUCCCACCCUAUUGCCAGAGCAGCGACGGUCCGUCUCAUUGAGCCCAGCUCGCCCUCCUGAUCCGGCUGCGCAAGUAACAGAAGAAAAUUUGGGAGCGGAACCAGCGGCCGAGUCGACUAGUCUAACCCCAGCCGAACCGUCGGAAGCCGUUCAAGAGUAG